Messenger RNA from Pleurotus ostreatus (oyster mushroom), 1563 nucleotides. RefSeq lists its product as uncharacterized. The transcript has 2 exons. The record is from RefSeq and is a predicted model, not a curated record. Bases 1 to 1563 code for a protein of 520 amino acids. NCBI's taxonomy places the organism in Eukaryota, Fungi, Basidiomycota, Agaricomycetes, Agaricales, Pleurotaceae.
AUGCAUUCUUACAUUUCUCACGACUGCAGCCACGACGAGGAUACCCAUGACGACAACAGCAGGAUCACUGUAGCAAUGCCCGAGCUCCAUUGCAAUGACCCUGCGCAUCACCGUAAAGACAGUAUAAAUCAGAAUGAAGCCACCAGGCUCUCCGCGGACGGUAGUAGCUUUAUGGACAUGUCACCAGAUGUCCCUGUGGAUCAGGCCAUCGAGGUGAAUGAGAUAGCGGACACGGCAGAGCGAGAUGCCUCCUCCCCGCUUCCCGAAGUUCAUGUUCUCCCCGAUACACCUGACACCAAUGCUUCCAUCGCAGGUAUGCCAUUCCCAACGGUGUCAACAUCCAUCCAUCGACACGAGGCUACGACGGCUUCCGAAAUACUGCCUGACAAAACAAUCAAUGCCACCUUCCCUACGAACACCGGACGCCGCGGCAGGGACCGUGCAUCUGCUCCUCCUCCUACGAACUAUGGAUUGCAGUUCUUGGACUUGUCAGAUGAUAGCAAUGAAAUUACUCCUAGUGGCAAGGCCCAUUCGAUCGGAGGUCUCCCAGUUCGCGCGAGGACGCUGGUAGAUCGUAAGAGGGAAUGUCUUCGCGUUCCCGAACCUGAACGAGCUGAGCCACGACGAGCAAGCCACGACGAAGAGACAAAGGCUGACGAGGGACAGCGGGAUCGAGGAGAACGCCCCGCGCAUGGUCGAUCGAAGUCUCAACCUGCUUCGUCUAUCCGAAUAGGCAACCCCGGACGCCCGUACUACAGUGCUAUUCGACCUAAUAUGAACGUAGGCGCGAGUUUCUCUCAGCCCUCUUCUCCUGUUCGCACGACAUACGACUCUCGGCCCAGUUCUCGAGGUGUUUCACCCCGUCCUGGAUCCUCUGCGGCGUAUCUCUCGACUAGUUACCCUGCGUCUCGUGCAUCUUCCCCCGCUCCUUCAUCUUAUCACAACCAUGCCCAUCCCAAGACGAAGUCGUUCCUCGACAUCGACGUCCUAGAUGACGAAGAAUAUUUAUUCUCGUCUCUUACACCUCCUAGUGCCCUGCCACCUGUUUAUGCCCAAUCUUACGCUACAUCAGAGCCAUACAUCCACCGGACCGGAAUGGGUUUCAGUGGUAUGGGGUUAGGCCUGGGAAGUGGGGUAUUCGGAAAUCCCGAGGUAGCUAUUGGUCCAAGACCAACGUCGAGUGCAGGGUACCGAGAAUCAAGAGAGUUAUCCCGCAACGAUGUCGAGGAUCCCCUAGAAGCUUCACUUCGCCACGCCUCGAUGGCAGCGCGAUCCAGGAAAGACCGAUUUGCGCUGAGCCGCGUAUGGAGAGGAAAGAGAGAAUCUGCACCUGGAUCUCCUUCGAGCUUGCAUAUGAGCGACAGGGAACCGGGGCUUGAGAACAGUAUGCAGGGCCAUAAGAACGAGUUUGGAGAGAGAUUCGCGGUAGAUCUCAGCAAGAUUAAAGAGAUGGGAAAGGAUGUUGGGAAAAUAGGUGUGGACGGGGUUGCAGAGCAGAUGAAGAAGGUCGGACGUGGGUUCAGGAGCUUGAGGAGUUUUGUGACUAUCCGACGAUCGAGGUAA